This is a messenger RNA of Perognathus longimembris pacificus (Pacific pocket mouse), 2126 nucleotides long. RefSeq names its product solute carrier family 17 member 7 (gene Slc17a7). Gene Ontology annotation, molecular function: neurotransmitter transmembrane transporter activity; L-glutamate transmembrane transporter activity. Gene Ontology annotation, cellular component: excitatory synapse; synaptic vesicle membrane. Bases 1 to 1755 code for a protein of 584 amino acids. Gene Ontology annotation, biological process: monoatomic anion transport; neurotransmitter loading into synaptic vesicle; transmembrane transport. The record is from RefSeq and is a predicted model, not a curated record. Lineage: Eukaryota; Metazoa; Chordata; Mammalia; Rodentia; Heteromyidae. The transcript has 13 exons.
AUGGAGUUCCGCCAGGAGGAGUUUCGAAAGCUGGCGGGUCGUGCCCUGGGGAGGCUGCACCGCCUUCUGGAGAAGCGGCAGGAAGGUGCGGAGACCUUGGAGCUGAGUGCUGAGGGGCGCCCAGUGACAACGCAAACCCGGGACCCGCCGGUGGUGGACUGCACCUGUUUCGGCCUCCCUCGCCGCUACAUUAUCGCCAUCAUGAGCGGCCUGGGCUUCUGCAUCAGCUUUGGCAUCCGCUGCAACCUGGGCGUGGCCAUUGUCUCCAUGGUCAACAACAGCACGACCCACCGCGGGGGCCACGUGGUGGUGCAGACCACGCCCCUUCAAAAAACCCACCGUCAGAUAGCCACGCCCACUGGCUUUGAUGUGCCUUUUGGCCCGCAGAAAGCCCAGUUCAACUGGGAUCCAGAGACUGUCGGCCUCAUACACGGCUCCUUUUUCUGGGGCUACAUUGUCACUCAGAUUCCUGGAGGAUUUAUCUGCCAAAAAUUCGCAGCCAACAGGGUUUUUGGCUUUGCCAUUGUGGCUACCUCCACGCUAAACAUGCUGAUUCCUUCUGCUGCCCGUGUCCAUUAUGGCUGCGUAAUCUUUGUGAGGAUCCUGCAGGGACUGGUAGAGGGAGUCACAUACCCUGCCUGCCACGGGAUAUGGAGCAAAUGGGCCCCGCCCCUGGAAAGGAGUCGCUUGGCGACCACUGCCUUUUGCGGUUCCUAUGCCGGGGCAGUGGUCGCGAUGCCCCUCGCUGGGGUUCUGGUGCAGUAUUCAGGAUGGAGUUCUGUUUUCUAUGUCUAUGGCAGCUUCGGGAUCUUCUGGUAUCUGUUCUGGUUGCUUGUCUCCUACGAGUCCCCUGCCCUGCACCCCAGCAUCUCAGAAGAGGAGCGCAAGUACAUUGAAGAUGCCAUCGGGGAGAGCGCCAAACUCAUGAACCCCGUCACGAAAUUUAACACCCCCUGGAGGCGCUUCUUCACGUCCAUGCCAGUCUAUGCCAUCAUCGUGGCCAAUUUCUGCCGCAGCUGGACGUUCUACCUGCUCCUCAUCUCCCAGCCUGCCUACUUUGAGGAAGUGUUCGGCUUCGAGAUCAGCAAGGUGGGCUUGGUGUCGGCCCUGCCCCACCUGGUCAUGACCAUCAUCGUCCCCAUCGGGGGGCAGAUCGCAGACUUCCUGCGGAGCCGCCGCAUCAUGUCCACCACCAACGUGCGCAAGCUAAUGAACUGCGGCGGCUUCGGCAUGGAAGCCACCCUGCUGCUGGUGGUCGGGUACUCGCACUCCAAGGGCGUGGCCAUUUCCUUCCUGGUCCUCGCGGUGGGCUUCAGCGGCUUUGCCAUCUCUGGGUUCAACGUCAACCACCUGGACAUCGCCCCGCGCUACGCCAGCAUCCUCAUGGGCAUCUCCAACGGCGUGGGCACCUUGUCCGGCAUGGUGUGCCCCAUCAUCGUGGGUGCCAUGACUAAGCACAAGACUCGGGAGGAGUGGCAGUAUGUGUUCCUAAUUGCCUCCCUGGUGCAUUAUGGGGGUGUCAUCUUCUAUGGCGUCUUUGCUUCUGGAGAAAAGCAGCCAUGGGCAGAGCCGGAGGAGAUGAGUGAAGAGAAAUGUGGCUUUGUUGGUCACGACCAACUGGCCGCCAGUGACGAAAGUGACAUGGAAGAUGAUGUUGAGCCCCCGGGGGCACCCCCAGCUCCCCCUCCUUCUUAUGGGGCCACACACAGCACAGUUCAGCCCCCAAGGCCCCCACCCCCUGUCCGGGACUACUGACCAGGUGCCUCCCACUGAAUGGCAGUUUCCAGGACCUUCACUCCACACAUCUCUGGCCUGAAUGGUGGUGUCAAGGAACCCCAUUCCUCUCUGUCCAGCUUCAGGCCCAGUUCCCAGUGCAGUCAAAUCCUCAAAUCCUCUUCCUUUCCCCACAGCCUCUCAGGGGUGGUGAAGCUGCAGACUGGCAGUUUCAAGGAUACCCAUGUUCCCCUAAGGUUGCUCUUCUUCACUUGUUCUGCCUCAGUGGUUCCAAAUGUUUCCUUUCAGGGCUUUAUUUGAAUGGACACUUCAACCUCUUACUCCUUCGUGGUUUUGAGGCACCUCCCCUUUUCCUUGGACACCCCCACCCCCCAGAUUUCAGGCUAAUCCUU